Messenger RNA from Aspergillus pseudonomiae, 969 nucleotides. RefSeq lists its product as uncharacterized. Bases 353 to 643 code for a protein of 96 amino acids. The record is from RefSeq and is a predicted model, not a curated record. The transcript has a single exon. NCBI's taxonomy places the organism in Eukaryota, Fungi, Ascomycota, Eurotiomycetes, Eurotiales, Aspergillaceae.
CUUGGCCACACUCAGCUACCUGUACUCCGAGGUAGUUUAACAGGCUAGUCCGACCGAAUGAGCCGGCCAUACUAUCGGAUUCAGAACCACUCAAACAUGUUCGAAACUGGGAGCUCUUGGCUGUCUUCCUCCUCGAUGUGCUGCACUAAGUUGGCCCAGAGGCUUUAACGAUGACAAUUGACUUAGGCCCACAGGGCCGAAGCCCUUGGAAUUUAUCGAGGUCUUCCUUUACCCAUGAAAGUUUACUUCCCAGUAACUUCACUUGUGCCUAGCUAUUCAAUAAAACAGGUACACUAAGAAGACUUGGUAUCUGAUAUUUAUGUCGAUCCAGAUCCGGUAGAGCAACUUCUCCAUGUUUGGGUAUACCGCGAGCUCUUCACCGAUGGGAAUGCUGGGAAAACUCCCGGGUCAAUUGGUUCUGCUAUCGUCCAUUUUUGCUCUUGGUUUUGGCGCUCACAGUUCGAUUACAGGUAUCCUCCAAUUCAUGAUGAUCGCCCUUGAUCAGUUCGGAUACGCGUACAGCGCCGGAGCAGUAAUGCAGGAGAGACCUGAAGGCCUUGAACCCAUUUCCAGAGCAGUGCAGUUUCUCAUCCGAAGCAGGAUUUCACGUUGCCAUUCAUUGGUUCGUAUGUCAAUCCAGUGAUAUGAUUGACAAUCGAAGACAGCCCACUGCCAUUUUACGUGUUGUUUUACCCCGAAGCACAAUACCAUCAAAUUAAGGUCAACAACCACCAAGCUUCAUUAUAUUGCCCUUUUAUGGCUUCCCGAUAUUUGUCUUCGAAGCUCGAGAGACAAAGUCACGUCCCAAGGAUCUGACGGUUGCCGGCAGCUCAUAAAUUACCAUCGAGUCAAGUCCAGGACGAUCACUAGGGUCGAAGAUCACUUGAUUUAACCGGAGAGGUUGGUAUGUUGCUUGUUCUUCCCACAACAUUUGCUAUACUUGUAGGGCAGAGUAUGGUUGAGUUGAGC